This is a messenger RNA of Prunus armeniaca (apricot), 216 nucleotides long. The record is from the annotation of a GenBank genome assembly. NCBI's taxonomy places the organism in Eukaryota, Viridiplantae, Streptophyta, Magnoliopsida, Rosales, Rosaceae.
AUGGAGGAAAAGCUGUCAAUUGAAGUUACAAAGCUGAAGAGAGAUGCGGCGGCUGCAGUCACUACUAUACUAAAAAACAAGGACAGAAAUGAAGCUAGCGUUGAAGACCCUUGUUACACCCCACCACCUCCCGGUGAUAAUCCCACUCAUCAAGACCCCACUUGUGCGAGAGAACUUAAAGAAGUCAGGGAAGAACUGGACAAACUAAGGAGGUGA